AUGAAUCCCUCGAGAGACGCCGUCGUGGACGUACGAAGAGCGAAGAACUCCGACAAGGUUGCGAUACAACUCACCUUCCUUGACGGCUCGACGAAGCGCCUCGAGCGCGUCGCGUCCGAGAGCGUGAGUAAAGCAUUUGCAAGACUCCGUGCGUCGCUGAAGAAGGACGGGCGCGCAGACGUGGAGACGAUCACACUCAAGGACUGCGCGGAGGACGCAUCGCACGACGACGCGUGGCAAAGCGGCGGCGAACUCACGGUGGGCGACGAGCGGUUUCGCGUUCGAUUGAACGCACCAGACAUCGGUGGGAUCGUUGCGGUAGAUUUCCCAAUGGUUGGAUUCCCUUGCGCGGCGACGGCGGUCGGGUUGGAUUUUUGCGAGCAGGAAGACGUUGCGUUUGCCUGGAGCGUCGAUGGGCGAGAGGUUGGCCAAGGACGCGUGUACGCGCCGACGGAGGAAGAUGUGGGGAAACGCUUGAUGGUACGCGCGCUCGGGGCACGAGAUAGAACGACGGGAGAGAUGUGCGGACGAGAGGUAGAUUACGAAUUCGCUAAUGCGGUUCGCCGGUUGGACCUCGAUCGUACAGACGCGCUCGAGCGUUUGCGUCCGGGCGAGACGUCCAAGAGAGGUGAUUUGCGCGUGAUGACUUAUAACAUUUUAGCCGACGCGUACAGUCAUACGUGGCAAACGAUGUUUCCAUACUUUGCAGAUGACUUAGCGAAGGCUGAACGUCGGUUGCAGCUUGUUUUGCAAGACAUUUUGGAAGCCGAGGCGGACGUCGUUGCUUUGCAAGAGGUUGACAAGAAGUGGCACGAGCUCUUGUUCGAGCCCGUGCUCGCAUCGCGUGGGUACGUCUCCACGGAUUGGUGUGGUAAGUCGGGACAAACGAUGGAGGGGAGCGCCAUCUUCUUUCGAUCUUCGAAAUUCACGAUUCUUGAAGAGCAAGUCAUCAAGCUCAACGAAACGAGCGACACGCAAAUGAAGCGCUUCAUCUUGGAUGACGAAAACUAUGAACUAGCCAACGCACUUGCAAAGAUCACGACCGUCGCGCAGUUAGUAAAGGUGAAAGAUAAAUCGACACAGCGUGAGAUGUGUGUUGGAAACUGCCAUCUUUUUUUCCAUCCAGGAGCGAUGCACAUAAGAAUUAUUCAAGCUCACGAGCUUCUGACUCAAGCGACAGCCUUCGCAGACGGUGGUCCGCUCAUGUUAUGCGGUGACUUCAACGGCGAGCCCGAGGAUGGUGUGAUUCGAUACAUAUCCAAAGGUAAGAUCUCCGCUGCCGACUCGGAUUGGAUUCGAGGUUCACUCUUCCGCUGGGGAGGUACAAGCUCUCGAGAAGCCGCGAGAAGCCUCUACUAUAUCCUGGAUGAUGGACACGGAUACGAAACGGAUCGCAAUUAUAAGGUAGAGAACUCCUUGGAGUUGCGCGCACUCGUAGAGCGCGGGAUUUGCAUGAGUCUCUCGGCUCGGACGCUCGACGAGAACUGGGGCGCCAAGUGUAAGUGCGGCUCGUGCGACGACGGUGACGGCCCAAUCGUUGCCGUGAAGAAGCACGUCAAAUCUGGAUGCACGUUCAAGAACUGUCAUGCCGUCGCUGCCUUCACGCUUCGUCGAGAAAUUGGUCUCGAUCCAGGGCUCGAAAUGAGCGAAGACGAGCUCGCGAUGGCCAAACGCACGUCCACGAUGAUGAAGAACGCGCAAGACGAGGGAUUCCGAGUGGUAUCGUCGCUCCAAAUCCAAGCCCUUGAAUCGGCCGCCCCGAUCGACGGCUCCACCGUACUCCCUGUGGGGUGCGGCGCGACAUUAUCGAUCCCCCGCCCGCUCUUCUCCGCCGGUGGAUUCCCCGAGUGGACCAACUACGUUGGCGGUUUCGUCGGCGCGCUUGAUUAUGUAUGGUGCUCCUCUGAGGCGUUCCGCCCGCGCAACUUCGCGCCCCUCCCACCAAUGUCCGCCGUCUUACAAUCCACCGCCUUACCCAACGCCGUUUUUCCGAGCGAUCACAUCCCCGUGGUCGUCGACGUCGACCUCAUCUAG
Ostreococcus tauri is the source of this 2034-nucleotide messenger RNA. Its product is annotated as Endonuclease/exonuclease/phosphatase. The record is from RefSeq and is a predicted model, not a curated record. NCBI's taxonomy places the organism in Eukaryota, Viridiplantae, Chlorophyta, Mamiellophyceae, Mamiellales, Bathycoccaceae. The transcript has a single exon. Bases 1 to 2034 code for a protein of 677 amino acids. Gene Ontology annotation, molecular function: 3'-5'-RNA exonuclease activity. Gene Ontology annotation, cellular component: mitochondrion. Gene Ontology annotation, biological process: nuclear-transcribed mRNA catabolic process, deadenylation-dependent decay.